GCUGUUCCUCUCAAUAUUUGACAUUUGUCAUGUUAUAAUUCUUUGGAAGAUGACCUCAGGAGUGAGUGGUGUGAGUGAAUGCUGAAAAGGGGAUAUAUAGCCUUCCUGUCCAUCUUUGAGCUCUUUCCCCUUAAGGGAAUGGUCAAAGCAUCUCUCAUAGUUCAGUCACUUCCAAACUCAGCUGGAGGCAAGAGGAAGCACUAGAGAGCCCCCUUCAGCCUGUCUCUGACGUUUAUGGACUGGGCUUGCUAGAAGGCUCAAGAAGAUGAUGGCAGGAAUGAAAAUCCAACUGGUGUGCAUGAUACUCCUGGCUUUCAGCUCCUGGAGUCUGUGCUCAGAUUCAGAAGAGGAAAUGAAAGCGUUAGAAGCAGAUUUAUUGACCAAUAUGCAUACAUCAAAGAUCAGUAAAGCAAGUGUUCCCUCUUGGAAAAUGAGCCUGCUGAAUGUGUGCAGUCUUAUAAAUAACCAGAACAGCCAAGCCGAGGAAACAGGAGAGUUUCCUGAGGAGGAGCUUAUUACAAGAAGGAAAUUUCCAACUACCUUAGAUGGCUUUAGCUUGGAAGCAAUGCUGACAAUAUACCAGCUCCGAAAAAUCUGUCACAGCAGGGCCUUUCAACACUGGGAGUUGAUUCAGGAAGAGGUUCUUGAUACUGGAAAUGACAGAAAUGAAAAGGAAGAAGUUAUAAAGAGAAAAAUUCCUUACAUUCUGAAACGGCAGCUGUAUGAGAGUAAACCCAGAAGACCCUACAUUCUCAAAAGAGGUUCUUACUACUACUGAGAGGAUAUUUUAUUUACAUGUGAUUGUGAUUUACCGUCCUUUAAUUAAAUAUCAAAUUAUAUUUGUGUGGAAAUAUGACAACACAAUUAUUUUGUCUCUGCUACAAUUGUGGUUUAUUAGAUGUGAUUUUUCUGCAUUAAUAUAAAUUGGACUAAGUGUUUUCAAAUAAAUCUAGGUCUUGAGCAUGAUGUGUUGUGUAUAACUGGAGUAGAUAUGAAUUAAGUCAUAUGUAGAACGUUUUGUCAUUUUGCAAAGCACUUAAUGGGUUGUUGAAACAGUCAAAAUGUUUGACAUUCUAAACCAAAUUAUAAGAGAUUAGAACAGAGUCUUAUGGCAAAGUCUAGCUUACAUGUCAUUAACCCCAAACAGAAUAAUAGCACCUGUUUUAUUAUCUGACUGAACGUUUUAUCGAAUUAAAAGAAAUACGUGCUCUCUUCCAAGACUUACUCAUGAAUCUCUCAGAUAUGGGGAAGGCAAUAGUAGUAAAAUAGGACCAUCUUCAAAGAAUGUUUAAUGAAUUAUUGUUAAUUCUGCUUAUCUUAAUG
Messenger RNA from Globicephala melas (long-finned pilot whale), 1323 nucleotides. RefSeq names its product neurotensin (gene NTS). The record is from RefSeq and is a predicted model, not a curated record. Gene Ontology annotation, molecular function: neuropeptide hormone activity. Gene Ontology annotation, cellular component: axon terminus; extracellular region. NCBI's taxonomy places the organism in Eukaryota, Metazoa, Chordata, Mammalia, Artiodactyla, Delphinidae.